Plodia interpunctella (Indianmeal moth) is the source of this 2756-nucleotide messenger RNA. RefSeq lists its product as uncharacterized. The transcript has 12 exons. Gene Ontology annotation, molecular function: protein binding; ATP binding; ATP hydrolysis activity. NCBI's taxonomy places the organism in Eukaryota, Metazoa, Arthropoda, Insecta, Lepidoptera, Pyralidae. The coding region runs from base 132 to 2555 and encodes 807 amino acids. The record is from RefSeq and is a predicted model, not a curated record.
GCGGCUCAAUGUGUUUGGGAUAUAGGUUUUAAUAGAAAAUAGUGUCAAAAUGAAUAACUACAAAAUUUAAAAUAUUGUUUACUGAUAUCGAUAACUUCUUGACAACAAAUACCAAUUAAACAUAAGCAAGAAUGUCGAAUAAAACCUACAACGAUUUGCUAUGCGCCACAUCGGAGCUGUUAGUAGAAGCUACUCAAGCUGACGAAGCAAUAUUUCAGGCUGGUUCUGCUGAAAGAACAGUGAUUCAACCUCUCCUUUCUGAACUAAGAAUACGAUAUACAGUGCUCUUGGAAAAACUAGAUAAUGUGUAUGACCAAUUAAUUCAGCCGCAGAAAAGGAUCAUUGUCAAAAGACUGCUUGAGGCAUGUUUGGGACGGCUGAUAGAAAUCAAGCAUGAUUUAGUGGAGUUGCAUUUAUCGGAUUUCACUUUUGAUGACGAUGAAGCUCUAGAAAAACUCCAAAUAACUCCGUUUGAGGCCGAACCAGUGAUCCCUCAAUUCUUUAUCCGAGAGAGACAAGAUGAGGUCGACAGUCGCAGGUUGUUUGUUUUGGAAACCUUAAGGAAACUUGGACAUGAACCCGUGAAACCAGAACCUUUAGUUCUGACUGAACAACAAGCUGUCCUUAUAAUACAAAGCCAUGAGAGAGCGAGGCAGGGAAGGUUGAGAGGACAGUUCAUGAAAGAAAUCCGACUCCUAAAAGAGAAAGGAAGAGAUCAGAAAGGAGAAAUGUCGGCAUCAGCAGCCACUGCGAUCCAAAAGGUGUGGAGAGGAUUCCUUGCUAGAAGGGAAACAAAGAAACGGAAGAGAGAUGAACAACUUCUGAUAGGAAUGGAGCUACCAUCUUAUUCUGUUUCAAUGGAAAUUAAGAAAGCGGAGGAGAUAAAAGAAUACAGAAGAAAUCUUCAAUUAGAUAGGAAGAAAGAAUAUGAAGAAGCUUUAACUACGAUUGAAGAUCAACUAAGAACACAAAAUGAAUCUAAGAUUAAUGAGCAAAUAGGUGAUGAAUUGAGAAGAUGGAUUUCAGAGUACUAUGAAAGAACUGGGAGUCUACCAGAGUUUCCUUCAGAGGAAGGAGGAGGUAGUCGAGCUAUGUAUAGUAGACAAGGAACCGGAAUGGGUAGUGAUUUAAGCAAAUCAUCCCCCGUAUCAUCCAAGGGAUCUAAAAGAAGCAAAGAAAGUAAAGAUAAAAAGGAUGGUAAUGGUGAAGACAAUAAAGGAAAAGAAGAGGAAGAAAAUAUUGAAAUGUUUAAAUGUAGCCCCUCUGUGUUUUUGCAAGAUAUUGCUAAUACUAAUGAAGAAUUUGAAGAUAUUUGGAAGUUUAAAGACAAUGACGACCCUCAUGAUAGAUAUUAUAAAGACGUUAUUGAAAGAGACAAAAUGGUUAAAAUUGAACAAGAAAUACGAAAUGUCGUUGAUGAACUGAUGAGAAAUGAAUUGGAAUUACUACAGGCAGCAUAUGAUAGAGAUAGAGCAUUUAAGGGCAAAAAGGGCAAGAAACCACAAAAAGCGCGCCGGGGAGGAAAGAAGAAUAAAAAGAAGAAAGAAAAAGAUUUAACUCCAGAUAGAACGACUGAAUCUCUUUUUGAAGAGCUUGUAACUAAUGGCAUAAUACGUCCAUAUCCCAUAGUAAAAAUUUGUGAUUAUGUUGGAGAAAAAUGCUAUGUUGGUUCUGAAAUGAGGAAGCAAGGUCUAGAGCCAACGCCAUGCCUUGGAGAUAUAAGACAGUUGGUUAAAGAAUUCUGUAUACUGCCUCUUGGAUCUGAACAUGUGAGAAAUAGUGCACCUUUGGUCAGAUCAGUUUUGAUAUCAGGCCCUUCAGGUAGUGGUAAAAAAAUGUUGGUCCAUUCAGUAUGCAGUGAGUUGGGGGCUGUUCUAUUUGAUCUGACUCCUGCCAAUAUUGUUGGGAAAUACCCUGGAAAAUCAGGACUGAUAAUGUUGAUACAUUUGGUCAUGAAAGUAUCAAGACUGUUGCAGCCUUCGGUUAUUUGGAUGGAUGAUGCGGAGAAGCCAUUUGUGAAGAAGAUACCAAAGACUGACAAAACUGAUCCGAAAAGACUGAAAAAAGAUUUGGUGAAGAUAAUAAAAGGUAUAUAUCCCGAAGACCGUGUAGUGUUUAUAGGCACGUCAAGGAGUCCUUGGGACGCGGAACAGAAGCUCCUCUAUCAAUGUUACAACAAAAUGAUCCUUAUACCAAGGCCUGACUAUGGAAGCAUAUCUUUAUUCUGGAGAAGCAAGCUUCAUAGAGCAGGUGCUCUGUCACCCAGGUUGGAUAUAUCGUGUUUGUCCAGAGUUUCUGAUUCUUAUACUAUUGGUACAUUGCUUGCAGCCCUUGAUACUGUAUUGACAACGAAGAGACGUUUGCAGCUACGUAUCAGAGCAUUGACAGCCCAGGAGGUGGCUGUACAGUUAAGCUCCAGGGAACCAGUAUAUGCCGAACAGGACGCAGCGGCAGAAGCGUGGUGGUACAAAACGCCCAUGGAGAAGCGAAGACAGAAGGCGAUACAGAGGCUGGAGGAGUUACAGCAGCAGGAUGCUGAAGAGAAUGCUGCGUAGACGACUGUAUCCUAAUGGUCGUCAUGUCGGACUGCAACACUGGAGGCCCCGGGUUCGAUUCCGAUCAGCUCAAGAUGGACUACGAUGGAUCUUGGAUAUUUAGUUGCAAAUAUAUUUAUUUAUGAUAUAUAAUGUAACCUAUUAAUGUCCCAAUAAUAUUCAAAAACUAAUAAUUUAAAAUCCUAUUUUAUGAGAAUAGUA